AGUUCUGUGCAAGCGGGAGUCUGGCUGCCCUUCUGGAGGUCGAAAGGCUGCUGCAGGAAGAGCACGAUCCGUGUGAGCAAGGGUGGAAGACUUCAGCACGGCUUCUGCAAGAACGGGAGGGCCCUUUGUGCAAGGCAUAGCGCCGGUGCCAGCCACUUACCUUCCAUUGUGCCGAGAUACGCUCCCCCUGCCCCCACUUGGCACCCGAUGGACCUUGGACCCAGUCAAUGCCUUGCCCUUCCAUACCCCCCACUCCUUAUCCCGCCUCCGGCAACCCUGGUUAGUUCCUCAAGUUAAAUCUGCUGUCCCGGCAGCUUUCUUUUCUCUUUAUUUCCAAGCCUGUGGCUGCAAGGACAGAAAGGGAAGCUGAGCCGGAAACGGGAUGGCUAACCCAACCGGUUCUGGGGUGACAGCCCAGGACGACCCCCCUGCGGCGACGACACCCAACGGUAACUCUCACCAGCCCCCUGAGGACUCCAUGAAACUGAAGAAGGAAAUCUCCCUGCUCAAUGGGGUGUGCUUGAUUGUGGGCAACAUGAUCGGCUCGGGCAUCUUCGUCUCGCCCAAGGGCGUGUUGGUCUACAGUGACUCCUACGGUCUUUCCCUCGUCGUCUGGGCGGUGGGGGGCCUCUUUUCGGUUUUUGGGGCUCUCUGCUACGCCGAGCUCGGCACCACCAUCAAAAAAUCCGGGGCCAGCUACGCUUAUAUCUUGGAAGCCUUCGGGGAGCUGCCAGCCUUCAUCCGUCUCUGGACGUCCCUCCUCAUCAUUGAGCCCACCAGCCAAGCCGUGAUCGCCAUCACCUUUGCUAAUUACCUGGUGCAACCUUUCUUCCCGUCCUGCGAGGCGCCGUACCUGGCCGGCCGACUCUUGGCCGCCGCCUGCAUCUGCUUACUCACUUUUGUGAACUGUGCUUAUGUGAAAUGGGGCACCCGGGUACAGGAUUCGUCCACCUAUGCCAAGGUUCUAGCUCUCAUCGCCGUGAUCAUCGCUGGCAUCAUUCGCAUUGGGCAAGGACACUCUGAGAACUUUGCUGACUCUUUUGAAGGCUCCUCUUGGCAUGUGGGAAACAUUGCGUUGGCCCUUUACUCAGCUCUCUUCUCCUAUUCUGGAUGGGACACCCUCAAUUUCGUCACAGAGGAAAUUAAGAACCCUGAAAGGAACCUCCCUCUGGCCAUCGGCAUCUCCAUGCCCAUCGUCACGGUCAUCUACAUCAUGACCAACGUGGCGUAUUACACGGUGCUGAGCAAGACCGAGAUCCUGGCCAGCGAGGCCGUCGCCGUGACCUUCGGCAGUGAGGUAUUCGGAGUUAUGCAGUGGGCCAUCCCGCUUGCUGUGGCGCUGUCGUGUUUGGGAGGCCUCAACGCCUCCAUCUUAGCAGCUUCCAGGUUGUUCUUUGUGGGUUCCCGCGAGGGGCAUCUCCCGGACGCCAUCUGCAUGAUCCACGUUUGGCGGUUCACACCUGUGCCGGCCCUGCUGUUUAAUGGCGCCAUGUCUCUGGUUUACCUUUGUGUAGAGGACAUUUUUCAGCUCAUCAAUUACUAUAGCUUCAGCUAUUGGUUUUUCGUGGGCCUGUCCAUCGCCGGCCAGCUCUACCUCCGCUGGAAGGACCCGUCCAAAGAGCGCCCCCUCAAGCUGAGCAUCGUCUUCCCCAUCAUCUUCUGCCUUUGCACCAUCUUUCUGGUAGCUGUCCCCCUCUACAGUGACCUGGUCAAUUCUCUCAUCGGCAUCAGUAUAGCUGUUUCUGGCCUCCCUGUGUACUACUUAGUGGUUCGAGUACCGAAGACGAAGAGACCCCGGUGCCUACGUAAGGCUGUGGCCUCCAUCACCCGGUUCCUCCAGCUGGUGACCUUAUCCGUCCUGACAGAGCAAGAUCCUAUCACCGACAUCAAAUCGAAGUGAUGGAAGAACAUUGCCACCAGGGGGGGAAAAGCCGGCUUCCCCCCCCCCCCGCCCCGUUUACCUUUUGUAACGGACUCUCUUCCGAGACCUCUAAUUUAUUAUUUGUUACUUCCUUGGGAGUUGGGGGUGAGGGUCAUCCCAGGAGCUGAAGGACUUUGCCCAUCUUCCCGUCUUGUCCAUGUCGAUCGCCAGAUGCGCCCUACCGGCGGCGUCCCAAUAAACCCUCAGCCUUCC
Molecule: messenger RNA, 2134 nt
Organism: Pogona vitticeps (central bearded dragon)
Lineage: Eukaryota; Metazoa; Chordata; Lepidosauria; Squamata; Agamidae
Gene: SLC7A7
Product: solute carrier family 7 member 7
Biological process (GO): amino acid transmembrane transport
Cellular component (GO): membrane
Molecular function (GO): L-amino acid transmembrane transporter activity; basic amino acid transmembrane transporter activity
Source: RefSeq, a predicted model, not a curated record